ACGCCCCUCAUAUGCAUAGUCACGCCCCGGGCACGCGGGGUCACGCCCCCCGGCGCGGGGCGGGCGCGCAGUCGGCGGCGGCCAUGGCUCCGAGCGCUCAGGCCGGGGGCGGCCGCGGGCAGGGCCCGGCACCGGCACCGGGGCUCCGCCACGGCAUCCGCGCCGUGCUGCUGGGCCCGCCCGGCGCCGGCAAGGGCACGCAGGCUCCCAAGCUCGCCGAGACCUACUGCGUGUGCCACCUGGCUACCGGGGACAUGCUGCGGGCCAUGGUGGCCUCGGGGUCCGAGCUGGGCAAGCGGAUCAAGGAGACCAUGGAUGCUGGGAAGCUGGUGAGCGAUGAGAUGGUGGUGGAGCUGAUUGAGAACAACCUGGACUCCCCUCCCUGCAAGAACGGGUUCCUGCUGGAUGGCUUCCCCCGCACGGUGAAGCAGGCGGAGAUGCUGGAUGAGCUCCUGGAGAAGAGAAAGGAGAAGCUCGACUCGGUCAUUGAGUUCAGCAUCCCUGACUCCUUGCUGAUCCGGAGGAUCACUGGACGGCUGAUUCACCCAGCGAGUGGCCGCUCGUAUCACGAGGAGUUCAGACCCCCAAAAGAGCCCAUGAAGGACGAUGUCACUGGAGAGCCCCUGAUCCGCCGCUCCGACGAUAACGAGACCGCCCUGAAAACCCGCCUGAAGUCCUAUCACACCCAGACCUCUCCCCUGAUCUCCUACUACAGCAGGAGGGGGAUCCAUACGGCCGUGGAUGCCUCCCAGUCUCCUGACGUGGUGUUUGCCAGCAUCCUGGCAGCCUUCUCGAGAGCAACAUGUAAAGACCUGGUUAUGUUCAUUUAGGGCUCCGUCCCAGGACAGAGCUCUGCUUUCUCUCUCUCCCUCUGUCUCUGUUUCUCUGUCUCUGGGGCCAGGGAGGGUGAAGAGCUGAGCAGAUAGAAGAGGAGGGGACAAGGUGAUGCAGCCCAAGGCAGGGCUGUGCUAAUUCUCUAAUUAAACGAGCUGUUAACGGUCUCUAUCUCGCUAUAUGUGAACGUCAGUCUGUCUGCGGGUGUGGGAGAUUUUGGCCUCUAGAGGCCGCAGCGAGCCCAGGCUCCGGCUGCCAAAAAUGGGAUCUGCACCCUUUUGGGUCAAAAAGCUUUUGUUUCAUCCUAGAAAUGCACCUACCUGGAGAAGGAACUGUACUUCCAGCUCCUCCUGGCUGCUCCACGGGGGCCUAGGAGAAGGUUGGAGGUCAGGAUUAAGUAGUGGGGGAAGGAUUUUCCCAGGUGAUGUGAAGGUGCAGGAAUGAAACGUGGGGUUGCUGUGUGUGUGUUGCUGGGGGAGCAGCCGUGGGAGGGACAGUUUUGCUGCUGCUCGGGGCUGGGUGACAACGUGUUCUCCUUGUAUGUGUUUUAUUCCUGGUGGGAUGGCAGGUCACCUGAGAGCACAGCCUGUCUUCCUGUGCUGAUGGGACUUAGGGGACAGAAAGUGUGUGGGGGUUUCAACCUCUUGUCAUUUGUGGGCCUUAAUAUAGCAAAUUAGUGCUUCUUGCUCUUUUUAAAAACAUGGAGUCCGUGUUUAGAGUCUCACAGUCACUUUGUGGCAGGUUGGGAUCUCGUGAGGAUAAGAAAAGGACUUGGGUUUUAUCUCUUCACUCUUGCCUUGGAAGAUGUGUUGAGCUUCUCCUGAUCCCAAAGUCUAAAUAUAAUAAAGCCUUAUUGCAAAACAAA
This is a messenger RNA of Pipra filicauda (Wire-tailed manakin), 1699 nucleotides long. RefSeq names its product adenylate kinase 2 (gene AK2). Gene Ontology annotation, biological process: ADP biosynthetic process. The record is from RefSeq and is a predicted model, not a curated record. Gene Ontology annotation, cellular component: cytoplasm; mitochondrion. Bases 12 to 830 code for a protein of 272 amino acids. Gene Ontology annotation, molecular function: ATP binding; AMP kinase activity. Lineage: Eukaryota; Metazoa; Chordata; Aves; Passeriformes; Pipridae. The transcript has 6 exons.